CUGCGGGCUCCGGCGCGGAGUGGAGCGGAGCGGAGCAGUCCGGCCCAGCCCAGCGCAGCCCGGCGCGGGCAUACGCGAGCCGGCGGGUGGCGGUGGCUCCCAGCCCGGCUGGUGCUGGGCCUCCGACCGAGCUGCGGCCGAGCGGGGCCUUGGCCCGGGCUCUGGGGAAGCCCGCCGCGGCGGGCUGCAGGAGGAAGCGGCGGCGGCGCGUCCCGAGCCGUGCGCGCCAUGUCGGGCGGGCCCCCCAAGGCCCUGCCGUCCACUGGGCCCCAGUCCCUGCGCGACAUGCCGCACCCGCUGGCCGGCUCCAGCAGCGAGGAGGCCGUGGGCGGCGACAGCACGCCCAGCCCAGACCUGCUGACGGCCCGCAGCUUCGGCGACAAGGAUCUCAUUUUGCCCAACGGUGGUACUCCAGCAGGCCCUGCAAGUCCAGCUUCUUCAUCUUCCCUUCUCAACAGACUACAGCUUGAUGAUGACAUCGAUGGUGAGACCAGAGACCUCUUUGUCACGGUUGAUGAUCCCAAGAAGCAUGUCUGUACGAUGGAGACCUACAUCACUUACAGGAUCACCACCAAAAGUACUCGGGUGGAGUUUGACCUGCCAGAAUAUUCUGUUCGUCGAAGAUACCAGGAUUUUGACUGGUUGAGGAACAAACUGGAAGAAUCCCAGCCCACUCAUCUCAUUCCCCCACUUCCUGAGAAGUUUGUGGUAAAAGGUGUUGUGGAUCGUUUUUCAGAAGAGUUUGUGGAGACCAGAAGAAAAGCUUUGGAUAAAUUCCUGAAAAGAAUUACGGAUCAUCCUGUGCUUUCUUUCAAUGAGCACUUUAAUGUUUUCCUUACUGCUAAGGACCUGAAUGCCCAUAAGAAGCAAGGGAUGGCGUUGCUGACUCGAGUGGGUGAGUCGGUCAAGCAUGUCACUGGCGGCUACAAGCUGAGGAGUCGGCCUCUUGAGUUUGCAGCCAUAGGCGAGUACUUAGACACAUUUGCGCUCAAGCUGGGAACCAUUGAUCGAAUAGCCCAGCGGAUCAUCAAGGAGGAAAUAGAGUACCUUGUAGAGCUGAGAGAAUAUGGGCCUGUGUACUCCACAUGGAGUGCGUUAGAGGGGGAGCUGGCUGAGCCCCUGGAGGGUGUGUCAGCCUGCAUCGGCAACUGCUCUACAGCCUUGGAAGAGCUGACAGAGGACAUGACAGAAGACUUUCUACCUGUGCUCAGGGAAUAUAUUUUAUACUCUGACUGCAUGAAGAGCGUGCUGAAGAAAAGGGACCAAGUGCAAGCCGAGUACGAAGCCAAACUGGAAGCUGUGGCUCUGAGGAAGGAAGAGCGGCCCAAGGUACCAGCAAAUGUGGAGAAAUGUCAGGAUCGGAUGGAGUGUUUCAAUGCUGAUCUGAAAGCCGACAUGGAGAGGUGGCAGAACAGCAAGAGGCAGGACUUCCGGCAGCUGCUCAUGGGAAUGGCCGACAAGAACAUCCAGUAUUAUGAGAAGGAAGAAGAGUCUGUAUCCAGGUGGGCCUCGAAGAUGCCAGGUGUGACAGCGAACUCUUUGCUACUGGUUAAGCGGAAACCUCCUCAGUUUGCAGCCACGUUCCUGGGGACGGCUGCAUCUAAAGUCUUCAUUUCAAACUGUUAGCAGGUUUCCUUUUCAAGUGUGUCAACACAAAACAGACAGACAAAGAGGAUCUCUCUUCCAGCUUGUUUUUUUCCCCUCAUGAAGUUAAAACUACCUGUGUCAUGUUUGUGUUCUCUCGUCUGUGGCUCAUCUCUAUAAAAUUACAAAUCUGAGCCUCAAAUAAGCGGUAGUAUUAUUUUUUUUUUAAUAAAACAGCUGUGCUGAGACACUGCUGCGUUUGCAAGUGAACCUGCAAAUACUGGUCAACGUGCAGACUGCUGAGGUCACUGCAUUCCGCUUCUAGCUGCAGAUCUUGGGGCAGCCACGGCUGUGAUGCUGGUGGGGCAGCCGUUGGACAGCCCAGGACAGUUUGGUUCUGCUUCAUCGUGUUUGAAAAAGUCGCGGUUUAAGUGAUAAUUUGUGUAUCAGUUGGUACUUGUGCACACUGUUAGACCCCAUUUGUGCCAUUCUAAAAUCCUUUGAUGUGAAUUUUCUGUUUGGUACAAUUAGAGAUGAUUCAUUGAAGCAGAAGGGUAAGAACAGUCCAUAGACCCUGAGUGGUGAGUCAGUGUUUCCUUCUACCUCUAAACCAUCCUGUUGGUGUGGGUGUCGAUGUCCAGGUCCAGCCUGAAAGCUUGCUGGUGGAAUCGGGGCAUGUAUGUGAUAGUGGGUUGAUGGCCUCCUAUGGCUAUUUGGCAGAAAACUCUAGACUGACCCAGAGGCGAAUGCUUAUCUUUGGGAACAUGUGAAGUCUUGCCUGGUGGAACGUAUGCUUUAAAAAUGUUGUCCAGUGUGAUGCAAGCUUGGAAAGAACUGUGGAAGGAGUUCCAGGAAGACUAGACUCUAGUCUGCUGCUAGUUGCCAAAGCCCAGGCACAUUCCUGUGGAAGGGUUAGAUGGGCAAGAAGGCAGCCCUACCAAAAAAGAAAAAGAAAAAACCAUCAGGUUCCUUGCUAGGAUAUAUGGGGAAGGCGUUGGGGUACACAGUCAUCCCCUUACAUUAUUGGAGGCAGAAGACUGGUUCUGAAGGGAUGCAGGCAUCUUGGGCUUUUAUCUUUCUGUUUGUUUGGUCUCCCUGUGAUGUGCCUGUGCUUUAAGGCUCCAGAGAGAGCUGGAAAAGGCAAACCGACCUCCAGUGUGCCAUUGAUAGCAGAGCGUGGAGGACCAGGGUAUCUUGCAGCCUUCCUUGGAGAAAUGGUCUUUCCAGAAAAGGGACCUUUGUCCCUUACUUCUGGCUGGCAUCUGAUGAGGUGAGGAGGCUGGCGCAGAAUGCCAGGGACAGUAGGCAGCGGAGGAGGCCCUCCAGCCCUUCCCACCCCCACGGCUCCCUCGGGCCCCCGAGGGUCAGCAGCCCCAAGCGUUCACCUCUCCAUCUCCAUCAGCAUGAAGGUGAUUCCCUGUGAGAAGUGUAACCCAGAGACUUCUGUGCCAAAGACUGCCCCGUAGAGGCUUCAUCACCCCAUCCUUCUUGGCUCCACAAAAGUCGGGGUACUGAGAUCACUGACUCCUCUCUUGUAUUUAUUUUCCAAGAGGUUUUUUGCUUGAGGAUGUGUCUUACCUCAGGCAGACACACGUGGACAGGUUGAGACUUGAGCACAUGGCAGUGGAGUGGAAAGUCAUCCCUGUCAGCUGUCCCUGGGCCGGGGAAGUGAAAGGUUCAGUUCACCUGGGUGAGAGAUCCAGGCUAGGGCAGAAGAGAGAAUUCCUAGAAACUGAGCAGAUCUUAAAGAUGCAGGUGAGGUUGAAGAGAGCAGUUGCGAUUUGCAGCCGAUAUGGACACUGCUCGUCCUUACCACAUGCUGGAUCUCCAAGAAGACUCUAGGCUGCUCUGCUCAAAACAAGGAACCACUGCCCCUGCUCGAGCCAGGUUUGGGGUUGGAUUUUAUCAUUUUUUAAGACUUAACGAUGAUUCCUGGGUGACCUCAGAAAAGUGUGAUUAUGGACGUGACGGGCUCUUAUUUCACUGUGCUGCUCAUUGAACCCACCACACACCUUUCUAUAGCUGAAAUAACAAAUACCAGCACGACUCUGGGGAUGGUGGUGGAUGUAACCUAAGUUUAUCUUCAUGCCAGAUUUCAGCCACACCCAGAGUGUGUCCUUCAUGUUACUGACUUGAAUGUGUUUUCUCAGUGGCUGUCCACACAAGGGAAUUAAAUGCGCACCUGCUACUCGUUUCCUGUGAGGCUGCCGUUUGUGUUGGGACGACGGGCUGUUCCGUUUAGAGAAGGGCACGAUGCCGUGUGGCAGUGUGCACAUGGACUUUCCCUUGGGACGGUAUCAGCCCAAGAGGCACCCAGAGGUUGUGUGACUUGGCCCUGCUGUUGAUAGCAUUGAAAUCACGGGCACCUGGCUCUGUUUUGAUGCCAUUCGUUGGGCCACACAAGAGUCAUCCUCUGCCCUGUGUCCUGAGCUGGUGAGAGUGGUGGGAGAGCCAGGGCCAGAGCAGCCUGUCUUCUGAGCAGAAACGGCCCUUUAGAGCAGCCAGAGUAGAGCCCAGUUUUAACCCAUCCCAAGACCCAACACAGGUCUGCCUGUUGUCAGGGUACGGCACACCAGUCCUGGCCCCCACCUUCCCAGACACCUACUUUCAAGGUCUGUGGAAACUGGGUCAUCUCAUCCUGAGGCUGGGGUAACACUGCUUUGGCCAUACCUGUCUGCAAAAUUGUUUGGGGAAUUUGGGUGUACCUUCUCCCUUUCAAAAAUCCUCCAUGUGCCACCAGAUUGAACACGCCCUCUCACUUACUGUGUUUUCUCUAUUCAGAUGACAUUUCCCUCAAAUUUACCUGCCAUCCCCCGGGCCAGACCUACAGAUUGAGCUGGGUGUGUUGGGAGUUGUUCGCCUCUUUGCGGUUUGUUAGUUCAGUGAAUAAACCAGGAACCUGAUUUUUCAUCAACCCACCCAAUAGGUGGUUUUGCUUUCUGUAUUAAGGAUGUCUGGUCUCUCCAUAGUUGCACAGAUCAGAGGAUGCGCAGGGCUGUCUACGUUAGAAAAGGUUUGGGGUGGGGGGCAGUUACAGGGAGUGUGACUGUUUUUUCUUAAUCAGAUGUCUUUGAAAUGCUCUCCGGGUGUGACUGUCUGACCCCUUCUGUGUGGCAGAAGAAAUAUGUUAUCGAGGUAGUUUUUACUACUGUAGAUAGUCUGUAAAUAAGUGCUUUGAAAAAAUAACGUUAACAAACCAGUAAGAUAUUUGUCUGAUUCAUAAACAUUUUGUGUAUUUAGCACUUGAAAGUCAACAAAUCCAGACUUUUAGAAAUGCCACAGACUGUUAAAAGCCUAACUCUACUUUUUGAGAAGUUGUCAACACCUGCUAAUAUGCCUUAUUCUUCAACUACUGUUUUUUAGAUUCUGGAUAGAAAGAGUUUUUAGAGAUGUAAUCAGUUGUUCAGUUUAAAUACUUGAGGCCUAACAUAGCCAGUCUUUGUUCCUCUUAAAGAAACAAGCAAGAAAGUGAGGUUCAUAAUUAGGGCUGCCUUUUGGGAGGAGAAAGCUAAGUAUUGCUAUUGCCAAAUGAUAUUUUUGAUAAUGUAAGGAAACACAGGGACCACAAAACCUUUUUGUUGUUGUUGUCGUUGUUGUUUUAAAGUGUGAAAGAUUAAUUUAGUGCCUUUUGGCACCUUUUUGAUAUUACGGUAUCAGCACCGACAAAUCACUUAGAUACAGAGAACUCUAUAGAUUAUGACAAUAUUAAAUGUUUACCCUGAUUCUGUAGAACAGCUUCUUAAAAGAUACCGUGGGGGCCUCAGAGCAGCAUAUUUUACAUAGAAAUUCUCCGCAGGUUGAAAUGCCAAAAACGCGAAACGUGCUGUUGACACGCGUAAUUUAGUCCUUUGUCAGAGAGCUUUUACUAUUAAAACCAGUGAUUGGGGACAGCACGUGCGCCUCUCUGGGCGGCGCUGCCCUCUCACCGGGUGAUUCUGGGUGGCCGGUAGGCCAGGUGUGAGCAGGUGACACCUGCCAGCUCCCCUGUGUGACAGGCUGGCUCACAGUCUCAGACCAUCCCUCCAGUCACAAAUGAUACUGGAAGGAGGGAAGGGGGAUUGCUUUUUCCCCAGUGGGGAAGUGGGGAGGGGAAAGUACAUUGCAAACAAAAAUGUGACUCAGUGGGAUAAAACAAGGCCCGUGUCAGCUGGGCCCCCGUCGAAUAACAAACCAGCAGUUCUUAGCAGUCAGCACCGUUCUCCUGGGCACCCCUGAGGUUUUGGUCUGUUGUACUCUUGUACCUGUUCCCUUGAUGUCUGUGUGUCGGGAAUGCGUUCAGACAUGAUGUACAUCUGAUAUAUUCCCGUGAAAUAAGCUGCCAGCAAACUUUCUAACUUGUAUUUUAACUGUUGGAAAAACAAACAAACAAGCAAAAAAAAAAACCUUUUGCUUAGGUCAUGUCCAAAUUAUGGACUGUUUAUUAUUUUAGAAAUCAUUCUUUACAUUUAAAAUUUUACAAGAAAAACCCUGAGGUAUUGAUCAAGUCCUCCGUGUAAAUGUGUGCUCUUCUCUCCAUGCUGCUGUUCAGCCACAUCAAAAGCUGUGGGAAAAAAAAUAAAUAAAUGUGCUUGAGAAUGUGUGUCCUAGAUGAGAAGGCAACUUAUUUCCAGAUCAAAGUCUUUGUUUCAUGAAGCUACCAAACUUUAAAGAGAAUGUCACCUUUUUUUUUCUUUUGUUAUGGAACCCAGAGAUUAUAAAGAGAAAAAAGUUCUUGUUGCAUUUUUGAUGCUGGCAUGAGGUUUUUGUCCACGUUUUUUUCAUAUAUCUGCGUAUAAAAAAUUCUGUCCAUUGUGUACUAUGGGAUUAGUAUUACAUUUCAAGGUAAACAAAAGAAUUUGUAUUGCUUGAUAAACUGUUAGCUUGUAAAUUUAAAACAGGUUUCUUUACCUCAAUUAACUUAAAGUAAUGGACCAAUAAACCUAUAAAAGACGCUUUCUUUACCUUGAGUCACGUUCCGUUUGUACGGCUUUAUAGGACAGGGAAACAUGCGUGCCUUUUGUUAUUUUCUCUGAAGAGGUAUCCAUUUGCCUGCAAGAAUCAGGAUAUGCAUAGCGACAGGAAAAAAACCUAUAAUUUAACUGUUUUUAUUCUUCAUUUCUUUUUGGACUUGUCCUCAGUUUGCCCUCUCCUACAUCUUACAAGGUGACACCAAUCUGAGGACAUGAAGAAACCACCCAAUGUCCAUCUGUAACCGUGAUUGGCAGGAAGGCUGGCAGCCAGCGCAGGUUCCCAUGGGAUGCUGAUGAUGCUGACCCAGGAACCACACUUUGAGAACCAAUGGGUUAGCACGUCUGCUAGAAGACCUGGAGAAAGCGGAAAAGCUUCUUACCCAGUGUCGGUCCACCACCAUCCUUCACCUGGAUUCAUGCAGAGGUCUCUCUGCUCGUCUUCCUUCUGCAAGUCUUGCCCACUCCUUCCUCCGCCAAUUCACUCUCAGUGCUGCGGGAGUCCUCUUUCUAAGAUAGAGAUUGACUGUUGAUCAAUUUUCGUUGAUACGGUGAUGGCCAACCCCUGACUUCAUGGCCAGUCAACAGGCAGCUCUGGGAUAUGGACGGUCAGCAGUGCUGGCUAGUCAAAGAGACUAUAUUUCAACCAACUGCCAAUCAAACAGGACUGGAUAACUUCCAAGCGGCACGGCUACUAACCCAUUACUCACAUGGACAGAGAGCUGGGACUCCUGAGAAGUUUGCAUUGUGGGUCAGCCCUAGCUAAACCCAACCUAUUCAGCUGAGACUCUCAUGAAAACAGUGGCACAUGAAAAGGCCUAAGGGCUGGGCAGCUUGAGGACAGGUCUGGCUCAGUCCCACACCUUGAGAAAAUGAGAACUGGCCCAAGAAGGCACUAGUAAUCAAGUCUGCUGUUUUGUACAAAUUCUCUCAGCUGUUUGAUCCUCGUUAUUUUCUCAACUAUGAAAUAAAGCAAAGAGCCUUCAUGAUUGAUGGCUCCUGUCUCAGGAGGCUCAGCCUUCUGUGCAGGCAGGGACCUAUGCAAUGCAAUGUGAGAAUUCAAAGACGAUGGUGAGAAUUCCACCAUCCACUUCCCACUUCCAACCUGCCUUCAAUUCUGGUCUACUCUGCUGCCUAUAACACCACCGUUACUGAUAUGUAGGGCUCUGGUGUGCUACUACUGGUCCCUUUAAAAUGCAAAUCUAUGUCAAGUCCCUUGUAUCUUACUGCGGAUAUCAAUCCUCUGGUGGGACUGAUACAAGUGUGAGAUAACCACACCUUAGGGGGCCUAAACAGACCGAAACUGAGCUAAUAUGUAGCCACUAGUUAACAUCGGCUACUGAACACUUGAAAGGUGUUCAAAUGGAGUCCAAAUUGAGGUGUGCUGUCAGUAUAAAAUACCAGAUUUUGAAGAUUUACUUUAAAAGACUCAUUGAUUUCAUAAAUUGAUUACAAAGAUAUUUUGGAUCUAUUGGGCCAAAUCAAAUGUUAUUAAAAUCAUUUCACCUGUUA
Molecule: messenger RNA, 8042 nt
Organism: Lagenorhynchus albirostris (white-beaked dolphin)
Lineage: Eukaryota; Metazoa; Chordata; Mammalia; Artiodactyla; Delphinidae
Gene: SNX30
Product: sorting nexin family member 30
Exons: 13
Coding region: 229-1626 (465 amino acids)
Molecular function (GO): phosphatidylinositol binding
Source: RefSeq, a predicted model, not a curated record